This is a messenger RNA of Zychaea mexicana, 1327 nucleotides long. RefSeq lists its product as uncharacterized. Bases 108 to 1151 code for a protein of 347 amino acids. NCBI's taxonomy places the organism in Eukaryota, Fungi, Mucoromycota, Mucoromycetes, Mucorales, Lichtheimiaceae. The transcript has a single exon. The record is from RefSeq and is a predicted model, not a curated record.
CAAGCGAGUGAGCGAGAGGGGAUAAUAUAUAUUUCUUUGUGCAUCAUUGAAAACUCAUGGUCUGUGUCACUCUUGUCCUUUUUUAAACCAGGAACCGCCUGUCAUCUAUGCCACGUUCUCCGCCGCAAGAUGUCCAUACGACAAUGACAGAUCCUCAUUUGCAGCUUCCUAAACCCUCGUCGCUCCUUUUAAAACGCUCCGCCGGCCAGCAGCAUCACAAGGCUCCCACCAAUCUCACCAUUUUCACCCCGUCCUAUGCUCAUAAUGGAGAAGCUACAAGCAUUCGUUCAGCGCCUUUGCAUCCACGUGCUUCAAAGCAAAACGGCGGAUUGCUGCAACAACGUCAUCAGCAACACACUCAGCAUCGUGUGAGCAAGGUUGUCAGUAGUAGUAGCAGCAGCAAUAACAACAACAACACUCCCACUAGCAUUCUCAAGAAACGAGCACAACCGCCUGCCACGGCAGCGCCCUGGCAACGGCAAGCUCCCCAGACCGAGUUUCCUAGUCCACCCAUCGUUCCUUCGCAACAACGGUGUCCUCCUCAGUAUUUACGCACGGCAACGUUCCCCAAGACGCCAAUAACCAAUCCGCCUCACCUCCACAGCCUCCACCAGCAACACAGCCAACAUCAACAACAGCAGCAUUCGCAUUAUCAACAGCAACAGCGUCCCAUGACUGCUGCUAUUAUGCCUGUGCCAGCCUCCACGACGUCUGCUUUGUCCAAGAAGCAACAAUUCUUGCAGCCGUUUGAGUUGCUCUAUGACAAUAUCGAGCAAACUAGACAGAUCAAAUCAACACUAGACGAUCAAAUCCGUCGCAGCUCGUCGUUGAUUCAGACAUUACAGUCGUCAAGUUCCAUGGUUGAAGCGUUGGUUCGAAAAAAUGUGCGUGAAGCUAUGCAGCAACAAUUGCAAGUAUACAGCAACCGUGUUGAAUGGCUCGAAAAGCGUAUGCUUUCUUCUUCUUCCGCCAACAGACCCAACAGAAGAACUAGCGGAAGUCAAAGUAGCAGCAGUAACGGUGAUCAUGAUGUGGACUCAACAACUUCUUCUUCUUCUUCACCUCCGUCGUCUCAAGUGGGUCGUGUAUUAUCAGAACUAGUGGAUCGUCUUGAUCGACUGGAAACCAAGAUGGAUACUCGAAGCAAUUGAUAAUGGUGAUGAUGAUGACACAAUACCAUACUUGUUUAAUAGCAACCUAAAAAGUCACCCUUUCUUUUGUUUUACACAUCAUUUGUAAUACUCCUUAUACCCCCUCUCCAAUUUCUCACCUUCGUAAACACUUCUCUCACGCACAAUUUCUUUUUUUACACUAUUACCCUUAAUAA